GCCAUGUUGUUCCAUGUGCUUACUGACGCCCGCACGUGAGUCAGCAGAUUCACCAUUGGCUCCACGUCACUUCCUCAUUCAACAUGGCGGCCAAAACGUUCCAAUUUGGACGGAUUGUUCUCCAGCCUUCAGUGGUGUUUUUCCACUCCAAAUUAUCAUUUGCUUUUGUGAACAGAAAGCCAGUCCUCCCUGGACAUGUUCUUGUGUCUCCUAUUCGCGUUGUAAAGAGAUUUUGUGACUUAACAGAGGAAGAAGUCAUGGACUUGUUCGUUAGCACGCAGAAAAUUGCUCGUGUUAUUGAGAAAGAGUAUGGGGCGACCUCACUCUCGAUAGCGAUCCAAGAUGGACCCGAAGCAGGACAAACAGUGGAACAUGUCCAUGUACACUUGUUACCAAGGAAGAAAGGAGAUUUUGAAAGCAAUGACGAUGUUUACAAAGCGCUCGAUGAACAUGACAAACAACAAAUUGAGUCAAAGGGGGUUGAAUUUAGGAAUGAAGAUGAUAUGUCUAAAGAGGCAACAAAUUUAGCCUGUCUUUUUUCUACAGGGCUAUGACCAAGUGUUAAUUUAAAUGAUAAGAAAUGAGUGCCUUCACGAUUAGGCCAGGAACUUGUGUAGUCAAGACGAUUCGCAAACUUUCUCUGGUCCAGCUGUUCUGCCUAUACGCUUAGCGUGUUUUUGUCAUUAGCUACUACUGUUUCGAACUCAAUCUAUGAUUUCUACGAGUGGAUGGUCUACAGCUACUAUUUGAGAAAUGGAAUUAAAUGUGUUGGAUUUGAGCCUCGAGUAUUCAUUUCAUAACGAUAGGACUGUUGAUCUGUUUCCUUUAACCCCCUCGAUUGCCUGUCAGUUCAUACAUUAAGUACGACCAGUGUAUUGGCAAGUCAGUCAGUCAACCCAUAGGCAAGCCAGCCAAUAAGCUGGAUUGGUAAGGUAGUCCUGUAAAUGAAAUAUUGUUUUAACUUUUACAGUUUAAACUCCAUUUGAUUGCCUAUGCCCAACUUUCAACAAUAGUUUAUAAAGUGAAUAAAACCCUCCUCUUUUGAAAAAAGUCAGUUUGCCAGGGGUAAAGAGUAGUAACUGUCUGUGUGGGGAAAAGAAGCGUAACAAUGUACACAAAGAGUCGUUGCUCAUCCUAAGUAAGCUGUGAGA
Molecule: messenger RNA, 1151 nt
Organism: Pocillopora verrucosa
Lineage: Eukaryota; Metazoa; Cnidaria; Anthozoa; Scleractinia; Pocilloporidae
Product: bis(5'-adenosyl)-triphosphatase-like
Biological process (GO): diadenosine triphosphate catabolic process; negative regulation of proteasomal ubiquitin-dependent protein catabolic process; purine nucleotide metabolic process
Cellular component (GO): cytoplasm; nucleus; plasma membrane
Molecular function (GO): ubiquitin protein ligase binding; bis(5'-adenosyl)-triphosphatase activity
Source: RefSeq, a predicted model, not a curated record